ACCAAGUAAACAUACCAAGAAUGUCUCUCAAAUACUAGCUAAAAUCAAAACAAUUAUCCAUCAACACCUUGACUGCUCGUGUUGCACCUUUUAUGCUCUUAUUUGUUUGGGCUCGCCUGUGGUUGGUUUCAGAUGCUGUAAUAUAGCUCAAUUUAUGUUUUUAUGCUGAUGUUCCAUUGUGCUCCGCCUCCUCGAAACUGUCCAGGGCGAGAGGAGCUCUGAGUCACGAGCUGACAGACACAGCUAACCACCCUGAGUGCUAGGCACACGCUCCCAUCGCAUCAAGUCCGAAAGUAUCCUAUCCAUGGCAUCGGACGAAUUAGCGAGGAAACUGCAGCCCAGGAUGGCCGCAGAGCAGGCUCCCCAAUUCAUCCGGUGUGCACCAGAGGAGACCCCGGUGAAACCGAGCGACUCUGUCCCUGAGCCGCAGGAAAAAGCGGUGGUGGUCAUUGUCAGUGAUGCCACAUCGGAACUCACGGCGAAACUCAACCGGAGACUGGACAUCAACGAUGGGAACGCGGCGCCCAAGCAAGCCAAGGUAUUCAACCCCUACACGGAAUUCAAAGAAUUCUCCCGCAAACAGAUCAAAGAAAUGGAGAACAUUUUCAAACGGUUUGACAGUGGUAAGGACGGAUUCAUAGACCUGAUGGAGCUGAAGCUGAUGAUGGAGAAGCUGGGAGCUCCUCAGACCCACCUGGGCCUCAAGAACAUGAUCAGGGAGGUGGAUGAGGACUUCGACAGCAAGCUGAGCUACAGAGAGUUCCUGCUGAUCUUCAGGCGAGCAGCGACAGGCGAGCUGCAGGAGGAGAGCGGUCUGGUGGCUCUGGCCAGACUGUCUGAGAUAGAUGUCUCCACAGAGGGAGUCAUGGGGGCACGGGACUUCUUCGAGGCUAAGGUGCAAGCUCUAAAGGUGGGCAGUAAGUUUGAGGCUGAGAUCCGAGAGGAGCAGGAGGAAAUGAAGAGGCAGGCGCUUGAUAGGAAACAGAGACGGGCUGCCUUCAAAGAGCUGCAAUCUGCCUUCUGCUCAUAAUACAGUGCACACACACUGAAACACACGCGCACACUGAAACACACGCGCACACUGAAACACACGCGCACACUGAAACACACGCACACACUGAAACACACUGAAACACACGCGCACACUGAAACACACGCGCACA
Messenger RNA from Oncorhynchus gorbuscha (pink salmon), 1163 nucleotides. Its product is annotated as EF-hand domain-containing protein D2-like. Gene Ontology annotation, molecular function: calcium ion binding. The coding region runs from base 305 to 1030 and encodes 241 amino acids. The transcript is spliced from 4 exons. The record is from RefSeq and is a predicted model, not a curated record. Lineage: Eukaryota; Metazoa; Chordata; Actinopteri; Salmoniformes; Salmonidae.